AUGUCCGAGUGCUUCCAAAGAUUUAAACUCGGUGCAAUGCUGGGCGGGACCGUCGGAGGGACGAUGGGCCUUCUUCUGGGUUCAUAUACCGUUCUCAGACAUGGCCAUGGGGGCAUGGGCUAUCUUCGAUACGUUGCAAAAUCUGCGCUCACAUCUGGAGGAAUGUUUGGUCUUUUUAUGGGCAUCGGGUCUGUGCUUCGCUGCGACAAUGGCCCGAAACCAUGUUCCAGUAAAAUAGUAACUUAA
Molecule: messenger RNA, 246 nt
Organism: Mitosporidium daphniae
Lineage: Eukaryota; Fungi; Microsporidia
Exons: 2
Coding region: 1-246 (81 amino acids)
Biological process (GO): protein insertion into mitochondrial inner membrane; protein import into mitochondrial matrix
Cellular component (GO): TIM23 mitochondrial import inner membrane translocase complex
Source: RefSeq, a predicted model, not a curated record